AAGGAGAAUGGAGGCAAAUGUAUUGUUGGCUACUCCAAGUUCGAAGAGGAAAUGACAGGGCGAUGCCAAGGAGGGAUGGGGGAAAGCGGCAGCAACAAAGAAGUGGACACCCUCACCUCCUCGCAGGCAUGGCUGAAAAUCCACGGACUGAAAGAAAGCAAGCUCUGUCUCGCCAAGGUCUUUGCACAAAUUGGCUUCAAGCACUGCGAGGAUUAUGUUCACUCUCUGAGGAAGCCAGUUUGCUCCCAGUACGCUGAAGGCAUGUUUUCUCAGUUCAUGAAGUAUGGUGCUGUUUAUAAUAUAACUGCUAGCCCUCAGCAACUACAGGAGCUUUGCGAGAGGCUGAAGAGAAAGGCCAGAUUGUACCAGCGUAGGCUGGACUGGCUGACCACUAGCAGUCGACAGCUCUUCGGAGUGAUCCAGGAGCGUACUGCCACCCUGGUGCUGGACUUCGGAAGAGCAUCAGGGGACCAGUUCCAUCUGAGCCAGGAUUCUGUGUGCCUGGUGCUUAGGGAGCAGGUCUCGCGUAUCUUCCGCUUCAACCUCAUCCGCGCCGCCCCCAGCAUGAAGAUGUGGCAGGAUAAGGUAGUGCCCUCGUCCGAUGCCCAUAUUGAUUCUGCUGUGGAAUGGGUGUGGAGGUUGACACAGGAGGAACCUCCCUCUGGAUUCGACACUGCACAGGCUGUGCUGAAAGCCAUGGAGGAUUCAAUGGUGGAAGCUGUCUACCUUUUCACUGUCGGGGAUUUUGGAGACAGCUUAACAGACCUGCUAAAAAAUAAUCUUGUAAAGAAUGUGUGUCCCAUCCACACUGUAUCAUUCAAUGCCAAGAAAAAGGAGACCAUUCAAGUCUUAAAAUACCUAUCUCAGCUUACUGCUGGCAGGUUCCACGUGUUUGUGGAAACGCAUACCUUCAAAGAUGACUCACGCAGCUCAGGAGACAGUGGUGGUGAGAAUGGCCUUCCUACGCGUAUGCCAGCGAAACCCAUAGGGGGUGUGCCACCAGGUGCUGGGGUCAGAGAGGAUGUAUUCCUGGUCUGGAAGGAGAUGGAGGAGGCUCAGACAACCAGGGCUCGACUCCAGGCCAUAUUGAUGAACAUUUCCCCACCAGAACCGGCAGACUGUGGGCCUGCAGUCGUGUGCUGGCCUGAGGAUUACCUCAGCUCCAGGGCGUGGCUCUCCCAGCACGGGCUGAAGGCUCAGAAACUGCUGCUGUUCGACGCACUCUCAGACUGUGCUUUCCGCCACUCAGACGGGGUGGUCGACGUCAAAGUCAGGCCAGGGGAUGAGAGCUUGCAAACUGAUGCUGAAACAAAUCAUAAGCUGGUUAAUGCCAAGUACUGCAAUCGAUUUGUCCACAUGAGAUGGAAGGACGGUUCUUUGAUGCACGUGUACGUCUCAUCAGAAAAGUGCAGGUGGUACGAGGAGCGGAUGAAGAUGGCUCUGAUGAAUAUGCAGCAGAGGCUGGAGUGGCUGAGCAGGGGCAGUAGGGAGCUGUUUGGGGCAAUUCUGGAGGAGCGGGUCUACAUCCUUUUAGACACUUCGGAGUCCAUGAAAGAUCAGCUUCCUCUUGUAAAGGACAAGAUCCAACAACUCAUGAAGGAGCAACUUCAGUACAAGGCCCAGGUGAACAUCGUGAAGUUCGGUUCACGGGCAGCGUCAUGGAGAGAGAGGCUGGUGGAGGUGAGCCCACCGAGCCUUGAGAAUGCCUGGAGCUGGGUCAAAGGACUGCAGGCUGCGGGUUCAACCAACACGAUGGCUGCCUUGCAGCUGGCACUGGCAGACAUCGACACACAAGCUGUUUACCUCCUGACUGACGGAAGGCCAGAUCAGCCCACGAGAACCAUACUGGCCCAGGUUCAGCUCUGUCCACCAGUUCUGGUCCACACGAUCUCUUUCAACUGCAAGGACCCUGAAGCCAACCACUUCCUGUACCAGCUGGCCCAGGAGACAGGGGGACGGUACCACUGCUUCCCGUGUGGCCCCCAGGAGCCCGGGGCACCUACGCCCUAUGUGAGUGAGGACACACACCUCCUGAAGGCUGAGAUCGAGAAAGGAAAGAAAGAACUGGAGAAGGUCCUGAAACUCCGUGCAGAGUGCAUGAUGUUGGACUGGUACCACAACGGGGACAGCACCACAGCAAAAAGAACUCAUGGGCGACCCCACAGCGCCCCCUGGUGGCAGAGUGCAGAGAGACCCCGGAGGCCCUGGUCAGCUCUGGGAUGUGUUCCAGCAUCACAUCCCAGUCAUCCCACGACCCAGGCCCGGAGCUCACAACCUCGGCCGACCCGCCACGCAGCACAAACAAAAGCUAGCCUGCUAAGGCUCUUGAGCAAUGGCGUCGGCAGCAGUGCCAGAGGCGCACUCCAGGAAUGGAUGCUGCCGGAGACCUUGUCCCUUUUCCAGGCCAACGCCGACAAGCAGAAGCAAGUUCUCAGCCGUCUUCAAUUAACUCCCCGAGAUGACAGCCAAAAGAAACCAAAACGGAAAACUCCAACACAAUCUCUUAGCAUGUCCUCAGCCUGCUGGCUUCGGACAAAUAGUUUGGUUGCCAGGAGACUGACCAUAAUCGACGCCCUAGCCCCCACAGCCAUUACACAGAAUGCCAAGUUCAUUCCCAUACUGGAGAAACAUAUCUAUUCAAAAGUGUUUGAGGAGGUGUUCCCCCUUGCCCACGUCAGUGGCAGCACCGGACAGCUUACCUUGGUAAACCCUCAUGCUGUGAACCUGGAACACUACAAAACCAGGCUGCAAGCUGCUCUGCAGGACUACCAGAGGCGUCUGGAUUUGAUUGUAUGGAAAGCACUGACUCAAGAAGAAAGAGAUAAGUUUGGCAGUGAUCAGCCUGUGAGGUUCCAGGAGCACAGUGAAGCCCUGCUGCAGGCCCUGGAGAGGCUGGGCUGGCCCCUGCCGCAGGAGGACAUCAGCCUGCUGGAGGACCAGAUCACCAUGGCCCUCUCUUUCCUCCAGCAAGCAUCUGACCUGCAGGAGGCCGCCAAGCAGACCUCAGGCACCCGCUGCUCUGAUAAGAGAACAGCGGGCCCAUCAUCCAGAGCACAGGGUGCUAAGCCCAGGAGGGCACUGGACACUCUUCGGGGUCGAAGUGUCCUGGCUAGGACAGAGGCUGAUGGAUUUUAUUAUCCAGGUACCGUGCGGAAACGUCUGGCCAGAAAGAGGGUGAUUGUGGAUUUUGCCAGUGGGGACACAGAAUUUGUUCCCCUGAAGUCUCUCGUCACUGUGGGAGGAGCAGCCCCAUGUCCCCCACUGAGGGUUGGCGAUUUUGUGCUGGUCGGCUCGGGGACGGAAGGCACCGGCGAUUGCUUUGUUCCAGGGGUUGUCAUAGCAACUCCCCGCCGCCUGGAACCUUCAGACAAACUGUACACCGUCCUCAAAUACGACAGCAGGAAGGUUCACACGCUGCGUAGUAACAUUGUCAAAAUCAGCCAGACCAGGUAUGACCUCACCUGCCAUCAGCUGCGAGAGCGAUAUGGAGAACUGCAGCGAUUGGACCGGAAGAGGAGAACAGGAAGUGCAUCACUGCAGAAAGCAGCAGAUAGGAAGUCUUCACGGACUGAGAGGAGCAAAAUUAAAUGGCCACAGGAAGACAGAGACCUGGAGAAUAGGCAGGACAGCAGCGGCCAUGAUGAGAGAGAUAGUUUGGGAAACAAGUCCCGCAGGAGCAGUCUGACAUCCAGCUCAUCCUCUCAGACCGGGUCGCCCCUGUCUAGCCAGACGUCUACACCCCGCCCAGAACAAGACUCCGCUAGUGCAAAGCAGACCCCAGGAAGCAGACCUCCAGACCCUCUUGCUGCAGACAGGAUGGAGGCCCUGGCUCAGGAUCUCCUACGGGCCCUGGAACAGCAUGGAGGACAACAAGCGGAGAUUCAAAGGUAUAUCAGAGCACUGUCUCCACGCCGUCUGGAUGAUGAUGCGCAGGAUGAGCAAAGGGAGAAUACUAAUCAACAACAAGAAGCUCUGGAGAAGUUGCAGGAACUAAUUCCUCCCACUGCAGGUCCAGCCAGUCAUGACCACGAUGAUCCUGGUGGUAUUCCUGAGUAUGUAAGCACAGCCAGACUCCACAAGCCCAAAGUCAGUCCUGGAGGGAACGUGCUGGCCCGAUGGGCCCAUGAUGGCUGGUACUACUAUGGUUCAGUGGUCCAUGCUUGUGGGGACCAGAGCUACUUUCUGCAGAACAGAGAGGGGGUGCUAGAGAGAGUUUGGAGAGAAGACAUUAUCACAGAGGGAGAAGAUUCCAGCCAGGAGAUAAAGGCAGAAGACACUGUCAUUGGUGCCCACCCACUGUACUCUGAUCGGUACUGUCCAGGGCUAGUGCUGGGUCUAACUGAGGAUCUACAGAUAAAGGUGAGGUACUACGAUGGCAGCGAGGUGUUCACGUCCCGGGGGCAGCUCUUCCUGAUUCCUGUGCAGAAGUUUGAGAGGGAUGUGGCCUACAUCCUGGAAUGCGAAGAGCGCUGGGUGGGCCAGCUGGUCGUUGCCAGACUUGACCACACUGCGACCUAUCACCCCGCGGAGGUGCGUCAGAGGGUGGGGAACGGGAAGCAGUACCUGAUCCGCUGGGCUGACGGAUCCAGCGCCGUCCAAGACAGGGAGUGGAUCUUCGGGAAGUGGAGCCGCGCCCGGACUCUGGGCGUCGGGGACUACGCGCUGGCUCUCGCUGACCCCACCUCACACACCUUUCUGCCUGGGGUGGUGCAGGGCUACACCGGCACGCUACUUCAUAUUCAUUUCAUCAACGGAGAAAUUCAGUCUGUAGAAGCCCACCACAGCUUCGGUCUCUCUGAGGAACAAUUCAACAUGGCGGUACAUCUCUACGCCAGGCAGCAAUUGUGUAGGACUGAGGAGGAGGAAGAGGAGGAAGAGGAAGAAGAGGUGGAAGGAGGAAAUGACACAGAAGAUGAGCUGGAUGAGUCAGUCUACUCCAUUGACUCCAGCUCCUCUGAUCUCUAAGGGCGGCUCACACUCAUUGAAAAUCACAGCCCUCCUCACUCAAUCAAGCUUUUCCUUCUGCCAAUAGCGCUUUUGCCACUAUACCAAUAUGGCUCUGCCUGCUUGACCUAUAUAGUGCCAUAUUUCCUGAGGUGACAGCAUUGUCAUUGUGCAAUAUCACAGACCAGCUGAGACAUACCACAGUUUGUGUUCGGCGCCAUACUAUUUCGGAGCUAAGGGUUAUCUCCACAGUCUACAGUUGGGCACACUACAAGUGUAACUUACUAUACGCAUGCUACAGAGCAGCUCUUACGUAGUUGCUGUUUUCGUAGAAAGAGUAAGUGAAUGUUCCCUGUCCAUACUCAUACAGACCAAGUCAUGUUGUAGAUGAUAACACCAAUUUGAAUAAUAAUAUUUGUUAGUUUAUCUGAUACUUUUUGACUUAGAGUUAAGACUAAGGACAAUCCCCUCUAGAGCAACGUGGGGUUAAGGGCCAUGCUCCAAGGCCCAACAGCUGUGCGGAUCUUAUCGUGGCUACAUCGGGGCUUGAACCACCAGGCUACAGGCUGCCCCCAAUUAUGAAAUGCCUAGCUUCAGAAUGUCUUGUCAUGUUUUCAGUGUACACACAUUACUAAAUUGGACUUUCAUUCAUGUCUUUGUUUGUGCAUGUUUGUUAAAGUUGAACUGAAUCUCACAUGUAAUCCUUUACCAAUUUCUUUAUAUGUGGAUCACUGGAAAUAAAGUAAAAGAAUAGUCCAGAUCUUGGCAAGCAAUUUGACUUCUCGCAAGCGGCUCAUCAGUAAUAAUUUCAAAUGGUCUAGACUUUUUAGCUGGAAGCGCUAUGUGUUUUUACAGUGUUCAUUUUAUUUAAAUUUUGGUCCAGGUAUAUUUUUUUCCCCCUCAUAAUAGUAAUAAAAAAAACUUAAAUAUAUAAAAUGAUUUUGUAUUC
Molecule: messenger RNA, 5893 nt
Organism: Conger conger (European conger)
Lineage: Eukaryota; Metazoa; Chordata; Actinopteri; Anguilliformes; Congridae
Product: von Willebrand factor A domain-containing protein 3B-like
Exons: 35
Coding region: 52-4965 (1637 amino acids)
Source: RefSeq, a predicted model, not a curated record